Insectozyma verbasci is the source of this 1647-nucleotide messenger RNA. NCBI's taxonomy places the organism in Eukaryota, Fungi, Ascomycota, Pichiomycetes, Serinales, Debaryomycetaceae. The record is from the annotation of a GenBank genome assembly.
AUGGCUGCUGCACCACAAGCUUUACCAGAUUUAUCAAAUGCAAUUGUUGCUCAAGAUGAAAUGGGUAGACCUUUUAUUAUAGUAAGAGAUCAAGGUAAAAAACAAAGAAAACAUGGAACAGAAGCAACUAAAUCUCAUAUUUUGGCUGCUAGAUCAGUGGCUUCAAUAGUUAAAACUUCGUUAGGUCCCAGAGGUUUAGAUAAAAUAUUAAUAAGUCAAGAUGGUGAUAUAACUAUAACUAAUGAUGGUGCUACUAUUUUAUCCCAAAUGGAUUUAGAUAAUGAAAUUGCAAAAUUACUAGUCGAAUUAUCUCGAUCUCAAGAUGAUGAAAUUGGUGAUGGUACUACUGGUGUUGUUGUAUUAGCUUCGGCAUUACUAGAUGAAGCAUUAGAAUUAAUUGAAAAAGGUAUUCACCCUAUAAAAAUAGCAAAUGGUUUUGAUGAAGCAUGUAGAGUAGCUGUCAGUCAAUUAGAUAAAAUUGCUGAUACUAUGCCAAUUAAUAAUAAAGGAAAUUUAUUAAAAGCUGCUAAAACUUCAUUAGGCUCAAAAAUUGUUUCCAAAGCUCAUGAUCAUUUUGGUAAAAUGGCUGUUGAUGCAGUUUUAGAUGUUGCUGAUUUAAAAAGAAAAGAUGUUGACUUUGAAUUAAUUAAAAUUGAAAAAAAAGUUGGUGGAUCAAUCGAAGAUUCAAAAUUAAUUAAAGGUGUUUUAAUAGAUAAAGAUUGGUCACAUCCGCAAAUGCCAAAAGAAGUUAAAGAUUGUAAAAUUGCAAUUUUAACUUGUCCUUUUGAACCACCAAAACCAAAAACAAAACAUAAAUUAGAUAUUGAUAAUGUUGAAGAAUUCAAAAUUUUACAAGAAUAUGAACAACAAAAGUUUAAAGAAAUGAUUGAUUUAGUUAAAAAAUCAGGUGCAAAUAUUGUUGCAUGUCAAUGGGGUUUUGAUGAUGAAGCAAAUCAUUUAUUAUUAGCAAAUCAAUUAAAUGCAAUUAGAUGGAUAGGUGGAUCAGAAUUAGAAUUAUUAGCCAUAGCAACAAAUGGUAGAAUAGUUCCAAGAUUUGAAGAUUUAUCAGCUGAUAAAUUAGGUUCUGCAGGUGUAAUUAAAGAAUUAGAAUUUGGUACCACCAAAGAUCGUAUGUUAGUUAUUGAAGAAUGUUCAAAUACAAAAGCAGUUACAUGUUUUAUAAGAGGAUCAAAUGAAAUGAUUAUUGCUGAAGGUGUUAGAGCAUUACAUGAUUCUUUAUGUGUUGUACGUAAUUUAAUAAGAGAUAAUAGAGUUGUUUAUGGAGGUGGUGCUGCUGAAUUAACAUGUUCAUUAGCUGUUUCAGAAGCUGCUGAUAAACAAAAGGGUAUUGAUCAAUAUGCAUUUAGAUCAUUUGCAAGUGCAUUAGAUCAAAUUCCAAUGAUUUUAGCAGAAAAUUCGGGUUUAGAUCCAAUUGAAACAUUAUCUAAUUUAAAAGCAAAACAAAUAAAUGAAAAUAAUAGUCAAUUGGGUGUCGAUUGUUUAGGUAAAGGUACAAAUGAUAUGAAAGAAUUAUUUGUAAUUGAUCCAUUGAUUGGUAAAAAACAACAAUUAUUAUUAGCUACACAAUUAACUAGAAUGAUAUUAAAGAUUAAUGAUGUUAUUAUAAGUGGCAAAGAUGAUUAUUAA